This is a messenger RNA of Echinococcus granulosus, 2667 nucleotides long. RefSeq names its product F-box only protein 8. The record is from RefSeq and is a predicted model, not a curated record. Bases 1 to 2667 code for a protein of 888 amino acids. Gene Ontology annotation, biological process: regulation of ARF protein signal transduction. Gene Ontology annotation, molecular function: protein binding; guanyl-nucleotide exchange factor activity. Lineage: Eukaryota; Metazoa; Platyhelminthes; Cestoda; Cyclophyllidea; Taeniidae. The transcript is spliced from 13 exons.
AUGUUUGUGACGUCGGUGGCAAACGCAGUAAUGGUGGAUAUCGUGAAGUUCUUGAAGCGGCUACCCAAGGGCACAAAACCGCAGGUUCGACAAGGUCAUUCUAGCGGUAUAACAACCAACUUGACCAAAGAUUCUCCAACUCAACCAGACCAAUCACCACAAUCGCCCCCUCCACCACUGGCCCUCCUCGAGAUUCCCAUGACUUUGGAGAUACAAGCCGCGAUCCAUCAGACCCCAAGCUCCUCAGGUCGUCGAAAAAGGCGUAGCAGAGGUGGUCGUGGAGGUGGCGCCACUGGAGCUAGUAGCAGCACCCUUCAGGGUUCUAUCUCCUUUUCCCGUUCAGGCUGCGCUAGUUUUACUCCUUCUCAGCCUCAGCGACUGAGUUGCCGAGCGCGUACCAUUAUCACCGUACUGUGUUGUGUGUGUAUGCUUUGGCUAGUAUCGCCGGGUUCGUGUUUGACACCUUCGUCCACAGGACACUUGGAUCAUCACCCUUCCUACGCUGUUGUAUGCAAGCCCUCAGUACCACUGCUGCCUGUCGUCCUGGUAAAGCGUGUUUUUGCCGUGGAUGAAAAAGCGCAACAACUGAGGCCCUUGGAGCGGGGUGGAGGGAAGCACCGACGACGUGAUGUAACGCGGACCUCUCUCUGUGAAUGGAGUGAGACGGAGUGUCGUCGCGCCCGCUUGCCUCUGGCACCGGCCAAUUGCAAUUCGCCUUGGGGUACAUCUUUGCACUCGUCUCUCAAAGAGGCGCCAUUUGCCUCCUCUUACCUCUCAAGGAGGAGUAUUUACAGGUUAACCGCAUUUCAGUGGUGUGGUGUGGUGUGUUGGAACUCUCUUCUGCUAUCUCUUGAUGUAAAGCGAUGUUUAUCCUCAGACCCGAUCAUCUUCCAGUUUGGUCGAAAACGACCUAGUGAUUGUGAUGCCCUGGACACACGGCAACACCUCUUCAGCCCCAAACGAUUGUGUCUCGAUGCCUCAUCAGAAAUCCCCUCUUCUUCCCUCCUCUACAGUGUGUUUUUGGGUUGUGAAGAUCCCUCUUCGGAGUCCACAAAGAGAAGCCGGCUUAGUUAUUAUCCCAGCAUACUCAAAAGACCCCCACCUUCCCGAAAGCGCGCUCCACUUAAUGGCAGCUUCCACAACGCCAACCAGGAUGCCCUACCUAUGUCCGCACUGACCUACCAAUGGCUUGUGACUGCGUUCUGGGGUCAAAUGUUGGCAGCACGAGCGUGGACACCGCCCAAGGAGGAACCGCUGGAUCUCUCCUGCAAGCAAUCAAAAUCGCAGUUCGUCAACAGUAACAUAUUCAGUAGCAUACGUCGAUUAGCGGAACCGGUGGAAAAUGCCCCAGUGGGCCUUGACGCAGAGAUACGAAGGUGCAAUACCUUUCCACAGACCUUCUGCAGGCCCACCAUGGAUGUGUCACCCCGGAAUUUGUCACUGGAGCGACUCUGCCUACUUCCUACUUUUGAAGCUCUAGUGAACAGUGCCAGGCUUUUUAACGAUCUCAAGUCGAAUUAUCUUAACUCUGUGGAUCAGAGGUUGGGUCUUAAAAAUCUCCCCUAUAAUGAGUCGCUCCUCGAGACUUUUAUGAAGACGAAAAAAGAUAUAAUACCGGAGCAGAAUAUGCAUUACCGGCGUACAGAAGGGCUGGGCGGCUACCGGCAUGGCCCGGAGGAAAGUAACAAACGCGGAGCCUUGGUGGUGUAUGAUGUUGAUGAUUCGGAAGAGUCUAUCGCUAUUUGGCCCGCGGUGUCCAUCGCUGUAGAGCAUUGCGUCUCAACUGAGGAGUCAGAAGGGCGACACUUCGACCUAGUCGAUCUCCCACUUGAGCUUGCAUUGUCCAUUUUAUCUCAUCUGAAUCCCACGGAUCUUUACUUAGCCUCUGGAGUUUGGUGGAACCUUGCUUCGAAUGAGUCACUCUGGCGGGGGCUGUGUCGAGCCUACUGGCCCUUCUGUUCGGUCUAUGAGACGUGGCGGGAAAGGCCGCACUUCUCCUUUCGAAUCCUCUUCCUCCGUCUCGACGAAGCUCGACUAACCUUCAACAGCGACGCCUUCGAGGGAAUUCGUUAUCUUCAGGAGAACGAAAUCCUCAAAGACGAUAUUCAUCACGUGGCUUUGUACCUCCACGUCACUCCUGGACUGGAUCCAGUGCAGAAGAGACGAUAUCUUGAGGCUAGUCCGGAGGUGUUGGAUGAAGUGAUUCGCCUGAAAGACUUCCGCAGCGCCUUCUUACCGGAUGCUCUACGGAGUCUCUUUACCGAGCUGCCCAGUCCGGAGAACGACACGCACAACUUCAUUCCCCGAUUGCUCGAACGCUUCUCGGAGCAUUUUGUCCGCUGCAAUCCGCACAUUGGUCUUCGCCCAGAUGUAGUCUACGUGCUCUGUUUCUCGUUGCUCAUGCUGUCGAAGGACUUUGCGAGCCCGCAGAUAAAGAAUAAGAUGUCCAAGCGCGAGUUUAUCCGCAACACGCGACGAGCAGUGCCGGCGGCAGAUGUUGAGUUGUUGGGUCACUUUUACGACAACGUCUACGUGGAGGGCGACAUCGCCACCUGGGUGACGGUGAAAAGUAGUGGUGUGGCUCCCUCCGCCUCGCCUCCAACGGCGCAACGAGUGACCGAGGUGCGCGCCGCUCCCCGCCCCUACCGCAUCAUUGCGCUCUCUUAG